This is a messenger RNA of Wasmannia auropunctata (little fire ant), 1937 nucleotides long. RefSeq names its product E3 ubiquitin-protein ligase MARCH2-like. The transcript is spliced from 6 exons. Gene Ontology annotation, molecular function: zinc ion binding; ubiquitin-protein transferase activity. Gene Ontology annotation, biological process: protein ubiquitination. Bases 682 to 1599 code for a protein of 305 amino acids. The record is from RefSeq and is a predicted model, not a curated record. NCBI's taxonomy places the organism in Eukaryota, Metazoa, Arthropoda, Insecta, Hymenoptera, Formicidae.
CUCGUUAGAGCCAAGCUUGCGCCGUGCUUGCUGAACUAUCGCGCGGGCAUCGGCUACGAAAAAAAUAAUUAACGUGAAAAAUGGACAUGCGGCGAGUGUCCGAGAACGCUUAAUCCCGUGUGUGAGUGGCGUGAGUUGAGAUAAGCCUCGUCUCGUCGGUGCGAGAAGCGCGAGACGAUAAGAACAGCCGAUAACAAUGCGAAGCGUCUUGUCUUCCCGUAUAGCAGUUGCCCGCGAGUCGUUUUCAAUGGAGCUGGACACCGUGAAAUUUCAUCGUCACACUCGCGUCAUUGCCGCGCAACUUCCGCGUGCUUAAAAUUACGGCGACUUACAAACUCGCAGUGAGGCAAAAUGAGAAAAACAUUGUUGACUUUAGUCCCUACUCAUUUGCAUCUGUCACACAGCUGAAUUUAAACGAAUUUAAUUUGUAUUCUUAAAUUAAAAAUGGUUCUUCAUAAGAAGUAUCCAUCAGUUUUUACAAUUUCGAGAUCGCACAGAUGAAGUUUCUGAGCUAAUUAAUCGAUUGUUUAAGAAAAAGUCGAUCGCGUUGUAUGAUCCGAUAACGUGACAGACACAAAUGAGCGCGUCUGCCGAUCGCGGCAUGCUGCUGAAAAGUCCUAAAGGAAAAUUUUAGAUUUGUUCCGGAAGCGCGUACACCAAAAUGCGCGCAAAACACCUUUGAUGUCACACAUCGAGGACGCAGAGCCUAAAAAUGGCAGCGGACAUACGAAUGAGAUAGUAGCAAACGAACGCGAUAAAUCCGUCGCGCAAGUAAACCCGGAAAAUUCAGUCAAUGAAGAGAUUCAAAUAGCGAGCCGAUUAUUGGAUAACGCAAAAUGCGAUCCAGAAACGGAGGAAAAUGACGAGAAAUGUGCCGAUGCUAAAUCACAAGAUAAAAAUGACGCGUGUAUUGCCUCUGGGGAUAUUUGUCGAAUCUGCCACAUGGGCGGAUACGCCCCGAUCGCGGACAAUUAUCCGUCGUGCGACUCGCAAGAUCAGAACAAUCAGACAGCGACAUUGUCGAACUUUGUCUAUCUUGGCCCGUUGAUUUCAGCUUGCAAAUGCCGGGGUACGGUGGCUCUGGUCCACGCCGAGUGCCUUGAGAGAUGGCUAACCGAGUCCGGCCGCGCGAGAUGCGAGCUCUGCGGCUACAAGUACGCGAUCAGGAGGGUACGGCGUUACAGCCUCUUUCGCAGCGUCGUAAUAUGGUUCCGCACCGUAAUAGCCACCCGACAGGAGAUGGUACUCGACAUCGGGUAUUUAGUGAUGACCACGCCCGUGGCCGCGUUCUCCUGCUACGUUUGCGCCCUGGCCUUGAAAAUGUUGCUGCGAAAUGGCUUUUACGAGAUACCCUGGAUGAUAGUCGCCAUGCUACCAACCUGCUUAUUGACUCUGAUAGCUUAUUGGCGAUGGAUAAUUACGUUAGGCAGACUGCACGGUCAUCGAUGGAGACGCUACUGGAGAAACAACUUCGUGGUUCGUUUGAUUCCCGAUAACGACGUCACCGGGGACGUCGAUCCGCGAGGAUCGAACAGUCACUUUGACGUGCAAGAGGAUUUCGAGCAGUGGAGGCUCGAGGAGAUCGAGGAGCUCGCGUGACUUUCGACUCCGUGUCAAUCGCAAGUCAGGAAUAAACCUUUCAAUUGCGACAACCGUUUUCUAUUUUUACAUUCAUCUCUGCUCCCCCUGCCCUCGGUCUCAUUGUCGGAAUCUUCAUACGGCUGUACUUAUAUUUAAUUGCAUUUUAUUAACUGGACAUUUCAAUUGGAGCUCGUUGCCGCGUAACGAAGACGAUUCGCCGCGCAUCAGAGUUAAAUUAAGAUAAGCACGGUCGUGUAGUCCGGAAUGCUUCCGGAAAUACAUGUUCGGAUUUUGUAGUAUUAUUUAAAUACCUUGUAUUUUUUUCUAAGUGCUCAAUUAAAAUAAUUUGAAGAUCA